AUGGUGACUUCGCUCGCCCUCCUCUCGCCGCUCUCGGCCGCCUUUGUGGCCUCGCCGCUUCCGCUGGCACGCCACGCUGGCGGCCGCUCUCGCGUCUCCCUCUAUAUUGCCGAGGAGACCACCUCGUGGAUCGAGCUGCUCCAGGCGCCGGCAAAGGCCGAGGCGGUUUCAGUCUCAUUGACUGACACGACAGCUCUCGCGGCGGCGACCGUCGGUCUCCACUCCUCUGCGCGUCCGCCGAUUGCCGAGCGGCUCGCCGUGGCACUGCGCGAGAGCGAGCGUAUGCGCGCCUUUGAGUCGGCGGCGGCAAAGCUCGCGCUCUCCCGGGUGGUGGCCGAGAGGGACGCCCUUGAGACUGCGCUUCGGCACGGCUCGUCUUCCUACCGCGGUCUCCCCUUCCUCCACAGCCUCCGCCUCUGCCUCGCCCACGGCCGCACCGCCGCCCGCGCGGCCUGCGAGGACGCCGGCUGGGCGGUGUGGUGGGCGCGCGAGAGUGCAAAGAAGGCGCUCGGCCGCCUGCGCUACCGUGCGGCGCUGCUGCGGCUGCGGACCGCACUCGCGGCGGGGCGGUGGAUCACGCGCCUCCGCACGCCCACCGCCGUCGGCCUCCCUUCCGCCGAGCCGCCCGAGCCGCCCGAAUCCGCCGUCGCCGCCGCGGCCCUUGCUGCCCCCGGUGCAGCUUUGGUCGGUGUUGUGGUGCCAACUGGGACCAGCGCAGGUGGCGCCAGUGCCGGCGGCGCCAGCGCCGGUGCCAAUGCGGACGCCGGCGCCGGGUACGCCGCUUGGGCCGGAGAGUGGGCCCGGGCCCACAGUGACGCAUCCGCUGCGGUUGCGGGGCCGGCGGUUGCAGCUUCUCCUGCCGUGGCACAGCGCCGCGUUGUGGUGCUCCCGAAGUACUCGCUUUGA
This is a messenger RNA of Emiliania huxleyi CCMP1516, 906 nucleotides long. RefSeq lists its product as hypothetical. The record is from RefSeq and is a predicted model, not a curated record. Lineage: Eukaryota; Haptophyta; Isochrysidales; Noelaerhabdaceae. Bases 1 to 906 code for a protein of 301 amino acids. The transcript has a single exon.